This is a messenger RNA of Priapulus caudatus, 4115 nucleotides long. RefSeq names its product DCC-interacting protein 13-alpha-like. Gene Ontology annotation, cellular component: endosome membrane. The record is from RefSeq and is a predicted model, not a curated record. The annotation marks the transcript as partial. NCBI's taxonomy places the organism in Eukaryota, Metazoa, Priapulida, Priapulimorpha, Priapulimorphida, Priapulidae. The transcript has 6 exons. Gene Ontology annotation, biological process: signaling.
ACGGAUCAAUCCGUUCGAUCAGUCGGGCAGCGAGUCGUCUGCGACGGACAAACAUGGCGGAGCGUGCCGUCAGGCGUACACGGUGCGAUUCUGCGGCUCGAUGGAAGUGAAGUCAGAUAGAGGAGAGCAGCUAGUGCAGGACACGGUCCAGCACAUCAUGGCCGCCCGCGCUCUCCACAACGUCCACCGCAUGUUCGAGUGUCAAAUGGUCAUCUCGAUGCACUCCAUACGGUUAGUGGAUUCCGCUAAAAACGUGGCGAGGUCGGAAUUCAAGAUGGCCGACGUCUGCUUUUGGUCGGUGCACAAGGAUAACAACAGGUUAUUUGGAUUCAUCACUGUGACAAGUGACAAUCAGGAUAAGCAGAGGAAGUUUGCCUGCCACGUGUUCGAAUCGAACACGGGUGCAGACGACGUCUGCCUUGCCAUGGCAACCGCAAACAAGAUGGCGUUCAAAGAACUAAUGGAGCAGAAGCAGCAGCAACAGCAGCAGCAGCAGCAACAGCAGCAGCAGCAACAGCAGCAGCAGCAGCAGCAGCAGUCGGGGGAGUUACCCGCAGGAGCCGAGGGUGGAGUAAAGCCAUCCAAGCCUCGCCCCCCGAGACCGCCUCCUCCCCAGAGGACCAUAUCCAUACAGGAGUACACACCCGACCAAGUGGCUAGCCGCGGCGACGGUGACGAGCGGAAAGUGGAGGGAGCGGAGAGUUGAUAACUACAAGUGCAGAACAGACGAGAAUAGACAACGAUGGACGUCCCAAAGGUGAGCCAUGGGUCGCCUGCAGAGUUUGUCUUGGGUGUGUCCGCGUCACCGUACUAUUGGCCCCCGCUUCACGACUAGCGUCUCAACCCUAGCAUCUCCGAAAGUCGACGGAUCGUCACGCGUUCGGCAGCCCACAGCGAUUCGUGUCAGUCAAUUCACCUGUUCGUCAGAUCGAUAUAAUUAUCAGAUUGAUAUGACCACGCCACGCCUUGGAUAUUGUUGCUCGGUCGAUCAAGUUUGAGUUCAGUUUGUACGUGUCUUUCGCGCGUGCACGCCAUAUUGUCGACUUUGAUGCACUUCGUUGCUAAGUAUUGUGUUUUAGAACGUUCUUUCGCAACAGUGAUUGGCUAGAGCUGCCUGUCUAUCAAGUGGGAAGGUCGAUUGGUAGGGGGGCGUGCGAGUGAGAGUAGUUGGCUAGUGUUGCGGGUAUGGGGGGGGGGUCGUUCUUAUAGGUAGAGUGCAGUGAAGUAUAGACAGUAUUGAAAUCCAGUGAAUGUAGUCUAACUAUAUUACCAUAUUCAGUACCAUAGUCGGAGCAUCUGUUAGUAGAUCGACUGCAAUAUCAGAAAUGCAUUAAGUUUAGAGCUGGCUUAAAGCUUGAAUUGUGUUGAUGUAAACUAUUUCUGCUUUAUGAAAGAAACAAAUAAUUAGGGUGAGCCAUUCAACAAAGUAGGCGAUGUGAGAGUAGUAGAUAAGAAGUGAUGAGAAGCUUGAGGUUAUACAAUUGCAGUUGUGCAAUAGUGCAUGAUCUUAUAUCGAAUAUAGGUAGGUGUUCUGUUCCUUUGACUACUGCUGAUCAUAUUUUAGAAAUUACAUUUUCUAUUUAAGUUGAAUCGGCAAGACAUCCAAAAAUUACAUCCGGCAUUGAUUAGUGACUUUGGGUGCGUUUUGUGGAGGGAUUUUCAUUUAUUGUUAUCAUUUAUUGUGAAGCGUUAGUUAGUGCUCACCUCGGCAAUACAAACGCCUGUCUAUAAAGGACACUUUUGAUAUUUUCUUUUAGUUUGAGUUAUAUAGUGAAACGUCAUAUAUAUAGAACAGAUUCCUGUCUAGAAAGGACAGUUUUUGGGGGUUCCUUGAGUUACCCUUAUAUACAGGUUCCAUUCUACAUAGCUUUGUUCCACAUCAUGAAUCAUGUAUCGCUUAUAUCAUUACAUAGUUGUGUGUCACAGGUCGUUUCAUGUGUCAGUAUCAUUACACAGUUGUGUUUCACAGGUCGUUUCAUGUGUCAGUAUCAUUACACAGUUGUUAUUUCAUGUGUCAGUAUCAUUACAUAGUUGUGUUUCACAGGUCGUUUCAUGUGUCGGUAUCAUUACAUAGUUGUUAUUUCAUGUGUCAGUAUCAUUACAUAGUUGUUAUUUCAUGUGUCAGUAUCAUUACAUAGUUGUGUUUCACAGGUCGUUUCAUGUGUCAGUAUCAUUACACAGUUGUUAUUUCAUGUGUCAGUAUCAUUACAUAGUUGUGUUUCAGGGAUCGUUUCAUGUGUCAGUAUCAUUACACAGUUGUUAUUUCAUGUGUCAGUAUCAUUACAUAGUUGUUAUUUCAUGUGUCAGUAUCAUUACACAGUUGUUAUUUCAUGUGUCAGUAUCAUUACAUAGUUGUGUUUCAGGGGCCAUUUCAUGUGCCAGUAUCAUUACGUACAUAGUUGUGUUUCAGGGGUCGUUUCAUGUGCCAGUAUCAUUACAUAGUUGUUAUUUCAUGUGUCAGUAUCAUUACAUAGUUGUGUUUCAGGGAUCGUUUCAUGUGUCGGUAUCAUUACACAGUUGUGUUUCACAGGUGAUUUCAUGUCAGUAUCAUUACACAGUGUUUCAGGGAUCAUUUCAUGUUUCAGUAUCAUUACAUAGUUGUUAUUUCAUGUGUCAGUAUCAUUACAUAGUUGUGUGGAUUGUGGAGUUAAAACACAACAUAACAUGCAGUAUUUAUUUUACGAAACUUUAUUAUACAAUACAAGCAGUGUCAGAACAAGGAAGACAGCUUGCAACAAUUUUAUUCAUAUACGUUAUUGAUAUUAUUUUAUGUACGACGUCCAGGACCUGGUUUAAAUUGGUUUUGAUUUCGUUAUCGGUGCUGUGAAAAGCAAUGUUCCAACUUCCAAGUGUCAACUACGAUUUGGUGGAACGAGUCAGUGUGUGGGUGCAGGAAAGUAAGAGAUGUCUGUGUAUACGUAGUUCUUCUACGGAAAUAUAUGUAGAUAAUAGUAUAUUUAUUAGCAGCUUGUUAACACCUGCUCUGAUGUGGGCAAGGGGGUUAAGAUUUUGGGGGUCGGGUAGCAUGGAGGCAGGGAAGGGAUGGACGAGGUCCCUUUUUGUAGUGUUUUAAGUAAGUACAUUGAUAAAUGGAUAAACGGCAUCCAUGGGUACCAGGUUGAGGAGGGUAGGGUGUCUUAGGACGUAGGAAACCUAUUCAUUCAUUCAAAUUUUUUAUAUUAUCAUAGAAGUAAAAUUAGAGACAUGGUCCGACCACAAUCUCCAUUCGUGCAAGUGACCUUCACUAUUUGCUUAAGGUCAACGGUAAACAAGAUGUGAAAGUACGUUUACACUCGUAGCUUGACGUUUACUAUGUUAGGUUUCACUCGUAGCAGGAGUAAAUUUGUUCUUUGUUCUAAAUAAGUUCGUGAUUAUUUACUCCUGCUCAUAGACAUAUAGGUCUUGCCUAUGUAUUCUUAUCUUUACCCCUCAGUGAUAUAGGACGCUGGCAAUAUACAUGUAUGUGUGCAUUAUGUAUGUGUAGAUGAGGAAUAUAAUGUAUGUUCACUUUAUCAUGAGACCAGAUGAGUGUAUUCUCGUUCAGUGUAAGGUAGGCACAGGAGGCACUAGUAAGUAAGUCUAGUAGUAUCUUACAGCGUGGAACACUGGCAGUGGAAAAUGUCUUGUUUGGUGGGUAAAUAUAUGUACCCUCCUCUAUUGGUGGUUGACGUUGACGUUGUAUACUUUGUGUCGGUAGCAUAUAAUAGUAGUACUAAUAAUAAUAAUAACAAUAAUAAUUAUUAUUAUAAUAAGGCAGCAUCUUCAUCGAAAGAAACCUGGGUGUGCGCAUCACCAUGGCAACAAGUGACAGACGCCCGGGGCUCUUGUGCCGCUGUAAAAGACGUGAAUUUGUGAAGGUGUGUCUGUGAUUUAGUAGCUACUCAUGAGUAUAUAGGUGGGUGUGGCAGGGAGAGAGAAAGAGAGAGAGAGAGAGAGAGAGACCUGUUCAAUGACUGGUAGUAGUAGCAUUGGCCCGGUGCUGCUAGCAGUCGAGCAACAAAAGUGGAAAUAUUUAGUCAUUGUGAUCAACUGUUAUAAUUACCAACCUCCAAGACUUGUUAACGCAGAAAUAAAAUUGAAAUGAAGAAAAUAAAACUGGUUAUGCAAGACCUUCA